This is a messenger RNA of Suillus paluster, 1878 nucleotides long. RefSeq names its product T-complex protein 11-domain-containing protein. The record is from RefSeq and is a predicted model, not a curated record. Lineage: Eukaryota; Fungi; Basidiomycota; Agaricomycetes; Boletales; Suillaceae. Bases 1 to 1878 code for a protein of 625 amino acids. The transcript has 7 exons.
AUGCUAGUCGACCAACCUUCUCUCAACGCUCCUCGUCAACCUCCUUCAAUAUCAACUCAUGCUGCACGUGCCGUAUGGCCAUCAGAGCCAUCUCCAACCUCCCCCGAUUCCCCAAUGACUCCAACCGCCACUGAAAGAGCCCAUAAGCGCCCCAGAGUCGAUACCGAUAACCUACCAUCUUUCAAAACUCAUAGACGUUCUGCUAGGACUCCUUCAUCCCCUCUUACUCCAUGGCGUUCCUUUAGAAAGGCAGACUCUCGUCCACUCAAUAUCGACCCCCACUGUUCACCUCUACCCGUACACCCUCCAGUAGACCUUUCAUCUCCUCAUAUACCCUCCAUGCAUCCCCUUAUCAAUCGUCAUACCCUCAAAGAACUCGAUCUUGACUCUAUCCUUCGUAAUCCACAACUUCGACAUGAUUUGCUAUUCGACGCUGGUCUCCAGUUUCGUCCCACCUCUGGUCGACGAAAACGCGAUCUUUCUGACAAAUAUUGGCGCGCCGUUGCACAAGAACUAGAAACAGGCUUGCACCUGCCCCCACGACCUCCUCUGCGUCUGUUCCCAGGGCCCCAUGCCCGAAGUACCCAGCCUUACUUACUGCUUCCCCUCGCCGCGCUCUCACCCUUCGUAUGCCCUCCCGUAUCCGUCCCCUCCUCACAGAGUUCCUGGAAGUUUUGCUGUUCGUCAUCCAGCCACUUACCAAGCUGCGCCACUGAACUCUUCGAUCCCUCAGGUCUUUUUAUCGUCAUCGGUCAAACCCUCAAAAGCCACUGUGCCCCCAUGCGCGAUCGCGCCGUCGACGCCAUGGUCGAAGCAGCCAAGGCUUGCGCCCCUGGAUGCAGUGGUAGUAAAGCGGAUGCGGUCAAGGCCGUUCGCGUGUGCCUAGAUAUCUUGGAACUCAUGAAACUGGAUAUUGCGAACCACCAAUUACAAACCCUCCGCCCUUUCCUCAUAGAAACCGCGGGCCAGUAUGAGCUCAAGGCCUUCAAUGGCCGAAAGGGGGCAGGUGCCUCACUAGACCUCACCCGGAAAUGGAUACAAACAGCAUCCCACCACCUCAUGUCCUCCCAUACCAUUCCCCAUCCGUCUCUUCCUUCCAGCUCCAUAAUUUAUCGUCAACUUCCUCAAACGCAACAAAUUUAUUUGAGCGUGCUAAAGGCUCUCACGGACCUCGUUUUUGAUCCACCUUGCGGCCCAUCUCACGCUUCAUCCCUACCACGCGUGACGAAAUCUAACAUACCAUAUCUCCCUUUAUACCCCGAAACAACUUACCUUGAUGGCGCUCGUCUUCUUGUUCUCUCUGGAGAAGCUGCGGACGCCACUGCUAUCUAUAUGUUCCUUCUUCUAUUCCGCCAACUCGUGUUCUCAGACCCUUGCGAUCCAACCCUUAAAGUCAGCGAACCCCAACUCGCAUCGCUCAAGAAGGAAAUAAGAGACAUCUCUUCCUCCCAUCUCGGCCAUUGUUUCAAUCAAGGGUCAGACUCUGACAAUGAGAAAUGGGCCAAGAUCAGACAGGACAUCGUUUUGCAGAUCGCCAUGCGCGCAAAAGAGGCUCGAACGUCCACACGGCUUGAUGGGGUAUCGCCGUCCCUUGCUUCCGCGCCAGAUGAACGUAUGCUGAAACUAGCCGAACGCUGCAAGAUGCUGCGCAAUAGGAUCCGCGACGUCGUUUUCAAUCAAGUCGUGGCGCUCACUUUUCCAUCUCGAGACUCGCUUACGCCUCCGCCUUCUGCGUUGGCGUCGGGUAUGGAGCCUCUUGCUGAUGAGAUCCGGUUGCUAUCAGAGCGACUGUCGCGGUUGGCGCAUAUCCAUCUAGGCGUGUAUCUUCCCUUGUACGAGCAGGAAGAUUUUUCGUCUUCGAUCUUUUCGAAUGCAUAG